GUACAUUUGCUCAAUCUGCAAUCGUUCGUUGAUUCGAUACGAACUCGUGUACAGUUUAGAAUGUAAUUCUUGGAUAAAAUAUUGUGUUAUUAAUUUUCUCUUUUCGCUAGAAUACCUAUCGCGAAUAUCUACAUUUUCCUAGGUACGAUAUCUCGAUAUGAAGACGAGUAUAAUAAUAAGUAUUUGUUUGGCAAUACUGCAAUUGGGUAUUGCUCAAAAUGAAGGCCCAUCCACCGAAUCAGUCACCACUCCAAUUCAACCCUCGACCAUUUCACCAGAAUCACCAGCCACUGAACCAACAACAACACCACAAUCCAGUACAACUUCCGAAUCUCCAAGCACAACACCCCCACAACAAGUGCUCACUGAAGCAUCAACGAUCAGCUCCUCCGUGGAAAGUACUACAUCGGUGUCGAGUAACAAGACGAAUGUUAAAAUAGUAGACAAGAUCAGCGAGCAAAUCAGAGCGAUAUUGAAACAUUUUCGCGAACCUAUACCUACUGGAUUUCCUGGCCAGGUCGUCUUACAAGAUCCUAUGCCAGCGCCGAAUGCAACCACUGACAUGACACUCGGGACUGGUCAUUUUUACAAUAUGACUGUCCAUGGGUUAUCGAAUUUCACCGUUGAGGCGGUUAAUUUGUUAUUGGAUGAGAUGCAGGUUUACGUUAUGAUUCAUAUGAAAAAAAUUCAAGUUAGAGGAAAUUUCACCAUAGAGACGUAUUUCACAAAAUCCACAGGACCUUUCAACAUGACACUGACUAAUGUAACUGCAGAGGGUACGGUUUCCUUGAAAGUCGAUGCGACUGGUAAAAUAUCCACGGACAAAGCAUCAUCUGAUAUGCAAUAUGAUGAGUUAUCGGUUGGAUCCGGCGCAGGUUCAUUAGUACAAGCAGCCUUGAACGGAGCCGGAAUAGCGGUAUUGUCAUCGAUCAAACCUCACAUCUUGAAACAAAUCGACCAACGACUAAAAGACGAGGUAGACAAACAACUAGAAACAAGCCCCAAAAUCCCCAAGAUUGCCACCCAAUCACCAGUCAACCUGGCCAUUUUAGAAGGUAGAAGAUUCGUACGCGAGAAGUAUGAACCAUUCACCAUACAAAAAGUGCUGGAACACGAUAGCGACUUCUUAAAAGUGAACAUCGGUCCUUUAACAAUACACGGAUUAUCCAAAUUCGCCAGAGUAGGAAACCUCACUGUUCAAAUGAAAGAAGGAAUUAUCCAAUUAAAAGUACGAUUUAUGACCGGCAGGCUCAGAGGCAAAUGUAAAUUUUUCUACGAUUUUGGUAAAACUGACGAAAUAAAGAAAAACGGCGAAGCUAAGUUCGCCAUCAACCACCUGCAAUUCGAAGCAACGUUGAAUCAAUCGAUUAAUUUACGAAACAAACCCAUCUUGGAUGAUUUACAAUUAGAAGUAGGUAAAGUUCAAGUAGAAAUGGAUGGUAAUGGAGAUUUUGAUUUUUUGGUCGAUUAUGCGAUGCGAUAUACACCCGAAUUGAUCAGACAUCUUGUAGUUGAUGCUCUCGAGGAACCUAUUAAAGAAGCUAUACAAUCCGAAGUUUUGAAUAAAAUUAAUAUCGAACAAUUAAUCGAGGAUAAUUUACCAUUGAUGGAGAGUUACUUUAUUUAUUAAGAGUGAUUUCAACAGCUAAAUGUUGACUCGAGUAGGUCUGAUUAAAUUGACUACAGUUCUCUCAAUAAUAUGUUAUUUUCAUAUUUUUAAAUUUUAACGACGACGAAUCUAUGUAAGAUUAUAUUUAAUUAGGUAACUGCCUUUGUUUUAUUCGUUUUUGAAGAAUUGUAAACGCUUUUUUCAUCAAUUUAAUUAUUGAAAUUGCAUCUAAUUUAUCCGAAAUUGGCAAAAAUAUAUGAACUGUUUGGAGAAGUGUUCGAAACCGGAAUACAUAACCUAGUUUUUAUACCUAAUAUUAUUCUAAGUAAGUAAUAUUUUUUUCUGUUCAAUUAAAUUUUCAAUUAAGUAA
Planococcus citri (citrus mealybug) is the source of this 1979-nucleotide messenger RNA. RefSeq lists its product as uncharacterized. Lineage: Eukaryota; Metazoa; Arthropoda; Insecta; Hemiptera; Pseudococcidae. The transcript has 4 exons. Bases 158 to 1630 code for a protein of 490 amino acids. Gene Ontology annotation, molecular function: lipid binding. The record is from RefSeq and is a predicted model, not a curated record.